Aphanomyces astaci is the source of this 2016-nucleotide messenger RNA. RefSeq lists its product as hypothetical. The transcript has a single exon. Bases 1 to 2016 code for a protein of 671 amino acids. Lineage: Eukaryota; Oomycota; Saprolegniomycetes; Saprolegniales; Verrucalvaceae. Gene Ontology annotation, cellular component: plasma membrane. Gene Ontology annotation, molecular function: metalloendopeptidase activity. The record is from RefSeq and is a predicted model, not a curated record. Gene Ontology annotation, biological process: protein processing.
AUGGUCAAAGUCCUCAUCUCCCUCGGCGUGUUGGCCGCUGCCGCUACGGCUGGCUCCGUCACGGAACUCCCCGAGUCUGUGACCAAGCUCAUCGACUACUCCAUCAACCCCUGCGAAGACUUUUACCAAUAUGCGUGUGGCGCGUGGCACAAGGAUGCUGUGGUACCCCCUGACAAGCAAAAAAUUGAUACGUCGUUCUAUGAGAUCGCCAUCCAAAACAAAGCCAUAUUCAAGAAGAUUUACUCUGACAACAAGACCAAGCUUGGUGAGUUUUACAACUCCUGUUUGGACACGGCUACGCUAUCGUCGCUCGGAUUGACUCCGCUUGAGGACUCAUUCAAAGCCAUUCGGUCGGCCAACACCACGUUGGACCUCCUCGUCGUGGCUGGUGAAUUGACCAAGAACGGCAUCCCUGUAUUCAUGGACAUCAAGUCCGAACCUGACUACAACGACUCAACCAAGCACGCCCUCUUCGGUUUUCGAGCCCCCCUACCGCUCGAUCGCCCGUACUACUUCAACUAUUUCAAGUGGAAGGCCGUCGAAGCCGAGUAUAAGGUGUACAUUGCGUCCGUGUUGCAGCUCGCUGGCUACACUGCUGAGAAAGCGGCGGCUGCCGUGCCGGUGAUCGUCCGUUUCGAGCAAACUCUGGAGGGUGUCAUCCCCAGAGAGCUCAAAGAGAUGGAGGCCGCUGCACCCCUGUAUACUGCUUUUACGUACUACCAACUGGACCAGAAGUACCCGCUGCUCAUCGGCUCGUGGCUCAAGGCCAACGGCUUCGACGUCCGCGAUGAGGGUGGUAGGUCGACGGUCUGGGCGGGGUUUCGCGAAGAGCACUACUUUGACAAGACCGAAGUGUUAUUGAAGAACACGACACUGGAGAACCUCCGCACCAUCGUGGAGUACAAGCUCAUCCACGCCUCGUCGAAGCACUUGACCCCUGAAUUUCGCACGGCCAACUGGAACUUCUUCGGCAAGAAGAUCAAAGGCGAAGACGUGGAACCUACUCGUGAGAAGUACUGCUUGUCUGAGACGGAGAAAACUUUGGGUGACCUCUUGGGCCAGUACUUCAUAGACGAGGUGUUUCCGGCUGAUACGGCCAAGAAGGCCGACGAACUGGUCAAGGCCUUGAAGUCGUCCUUCUCCACUGGCAUUGCCACCGCCGACUGGUUGGACAACUCGACCCGCGCCAACGCGCAAACGAAGCUGUCCAAGUUUGUACACUUGUUGGGUGGCCCGGAGAAGCCGCAGCUGUACCCCACGCUGACAUUGGACUCGAAGUCGUAUUUGAACAACCGGUGGAAGGUGUCUCAAGUGAACAUCGACACCAACUUGAAGCUGAACGGCCAACCUGUGAACAAGCACAAGUUCAUCCCGGCCCCCCAUGAUGUUAACGCGUUCUACCACCCCUAUACGAACCAAAUUGUGUUCCCGGCCGGCAUUUUGCAAAAACCGUUCUUUGACGGCCAGUUUGACGCCGCCCAGAACUUUGGUGCUAUCGGGAUGUUCAUCGGACACGAAAUUACACACGGGUUCGACCACAUCGGCCGCAAUUACGAUGGCGACGGUAACAAGAACCCGUGGUGGUCAAACGCCACCAACACUGCGUUCACGACGAGAGCCCAGUGCAUUCGAGCCCAAUACUCCAACUUUGUCGUCACGAGCGAAGUGACUGGCGCUGUGUUUGGCAACAUCAACGGCAAGAUCUCUUUGGGAGAAAACAUUGCGGACAACGGGGGUCUCAAGACCAGUUUCCGCGCGUAUCACGAGUACUUGAAGACGUUCCCGUCGCAGUACACGGAAGAAGCAGGCGACAAGUUGUUCUACUUGUCGUUCGCCCAAGCCUGGUGCUCCAAGAACGCGGAUGACUACCUCCGCUCAAUUUUGAGGAGCAAGUACCUGUCCGGUCGGCUCCGCGUGACAGGGGCGUUGCAAAACAACGCUGAGUUUGCCCGUGUGUUCCAGUGCCCCACCGACUCGCACUUGAACCCGUCCAAGAAGUGCUUAUUGUGGGAGUAG